Molecule: messenger RNA, 993 nt
Organism: Diabrotica virgifera virgifera (western corn rootworm)
Lineage: Eukaryota; Metazoa; Arthropoda; Insecta; Coleoptera; Chrysomelidae
Product: zinc finger protein 239-like
Exons: 1
Coding region: 1-993 (330 amino acids)
Biological process (GO): regulation of transcription by RNA polymerase II
Molecular function (GO): DNA-binding transcription factor activity; RNA polymerase II cis-regulatory region sequence-specific DNA binding
Source: RefSeq, a predicted model, not a curated record
AUGGAUGUAAUUGAACCAAUACAGAAACUUCCAUAUGAUAGAGAGCAACUUGACUAUUUGUCCAAAAACGCUUUUUUGAAAAACCCUAUGACUUUUCACACUGAAGAAAAACCAUAUCAAUGUGAAAUUUGUUUGAAGUCAUUUUCUACAAACAGUCAUUUGAAAACCCAUAUGACCACGCAUACUGGGGACAAACUGUAUCAAUGUGAAAUUUGUUUUAAGUCAUUUUCUACAAACAGUAAUUUGAAACAACAUAAGAGAACGCAUACAGGAGAAAAACCAUAUCGAUGCGAAAUUUGUUCGAAGUCAUUUUCCUUUUCAAAUAAUUUGAAAGAACAUAUGAUAACGCACUCUAAAGAAAAACCGUAUCAAUGUGAAAUUUGUUUAAAAUCGUUUAGCCAAGAUUGUUACUUAAAAAAACAUAUGAUAGUCCAUACUGGAGAAAAACGGUACCAAUGUGAGUUGUGUUCGAAGUCGUUUUCUACAAACAGUCAUUUGAAAGAACACAUGAGAACGCAUACUAGAGAAAAACCCUAUCAAUGUCAAACUUGUUCGAAAUCGUUUUCCCAAUCAGCUAGUCUACGGAUACACAUGAGAUGGCAUACUGGUGAAAAGUCUUAUCCGUGUGAAAUUUGUUUCAAGUCGUUUUCCCAAAAUGGCUAUUUAAAGGCCCACCUCAGAAAUCACACUGGCGAAAAACCAUAUCAAUGUGAAAUUUGUUCGAAGUCGUUUUCUGUUUCAAAUAAUUUGAGGGUACAUAUGAUAACGCACUCUAAAGAAAAACCGUAUCAAUGUGAAGUUUGUUUGAAGUCGUUUGCCCAAAAGUAUACUUUAAAAGUACAUAUGAGAGUUCACAGUGGAGAAAAACCGUAUCAGUGUAAAAUUUGCAAUAAAGAUUUUUCCCAAUCAAGUAAUUUAAAGGAACAUAAUAUGUCUCAUAUUAUGAGAAUCCAUACUGGAGAAAGUAUUGUACCGAACUUACAGUUAAAAUAA